AUGCUCCGCCCGCCGGCGGAGGCCGCGGGACGCAGGCUGUAUAUGGCCCAGCACCCGCUGUUUGACUACGUCCCCGCGCUCGAGGACGACGUAAGGCAGCCCGAGUAUAUCCGCGUCGCGGGGAAGAGCCGCGCUGACUUGACCAAUGUCUGGAUGGGCACCGCUGGCAGCGGCUCCAACCUCCACUUCGACUCCGCUGAUAACUUGCUUGUCCAGAUCGUCGGCGAGAAGCGCGUCGUCCUCGUCGCACCCCACUUUUCCAAGUGCUUGUACCCGCGCGAGGAGAGGCCCAACGUCUCCCCCGUGCGUGUCGACGCACCCGAUCUCCACGCAUUUCCGCUCUUUCGCAACGUCCACGCCCAGGUCCUCCACCUCCGCCCGGGCGACGCGCUUUACAUCCCGCCCGCCCACUGGCAUUGGGUCCAGUCCAUCACGGCAUCCAUCUCGGUAAACUUUUGGUUCUAA
Chondrus crispus (carragheen) is the source of this 465-nucleotide messenger RNA. RefSeq lists its product as hypothetical. Bases 1 to 465 code for a protein of 154 amino acids. The record is from RefSeq and is a predicted model, not a curated record. Gene Ontology annotation, molecular function: 2-oxoglutarate-dependent dioxygenase activity. The transcript has a single exon. NCBI's taxonomy places the organism in Eukaryota, Rhodophyta, Florideophyceae, Gigartinales, Gigartinaceae.